UUUUAUCACCAGCAGGUCGAAAGCCGCGUGUGUUGCUUGAUAACAAACAACGCACGACGAAUAUCAGGCGAAAACGCCUAGCAGGAACGUUUGCGGCUUAUCCACAGGAUAAAUGACGCAACCAACUUAAAGCCGCGGAUUAUGGCGUUCUUAUCCAACUAAUCGUGAUUCACUACAGCCUCAAUACAGCCAUUUAAACAACAAAGACAACAGCACGCGGUGCCAGUGGCUGCAUACACCCUGUAUGACCAAUUAGCAGCCUUGAUGGUUUGACCUUAACAGUGAUAAAUGCUUAGCAGUUGUCGUCAGUGGAAGUGAAUCUAGCGAAGCGACUUGCUGCCAUUGAAGCGAAAAGAGUGGAGCUGGAAAUAUGGAAAUUAACUUCAAAGGAAAACGCACGUUGGUGACGGGAGCCAGUCAAGGGAUUGGCCGCGAUCUGGUCAAGAAACUGGACGCAUGCGGAGCCAAAGUGAUCGCCGUGGCCCGAAAUCAAGCGCUGCUUGAAUCUCUGCAAAAAGAGGUUCCCAGCAUCGAAAUCUACCCGGCUGAUCUGUCAGACUGGAAGAAGACUGAACAAGUGAUUAGCCAAAUCGGGGAUGUUGAUCUGCUGGUCAACAACGCCGGUUUGGCAAUUUUGGGCCCAUUAACUGAAGUAACCGAGGAGGACUUCGACAGGGUGUUUGCCAUCAACAUAAAAUCAACGAUCAACAUCACCAAGCUGGUGAUAAAAAAUCUGCUGGCCAGGAAAGUACCAGGAUCGAUCGUGAACGUUUCUUCGCAAGCGUCCGUCGUCGGACUUAUCGACCACGCGGUUUAUUGCGCCUCGAAGGGAGCGGUGGACGCGUUCACUCGGGCUGCGGCCAGUGAAUAUGGGCCCCAUGGAAUAAGGGUGAACAAUGUGAAUCCGACUGUGAUUCUGACCGAUAUGGGCCGCCUGGGAUGGUCCGAUCCAGCUGUGGCUGGCCCGAUGAUUCAGAAGAUUCCGCUCAGAAGGUUUGGAGAGGUCGACGAAGUGGUCAACUCCAUCAUAUUCCUGUUGAGCGACAUGUCCUCCAUGACUACCGGAUCUAACAUCUAUGUGGAUGGCGGAUUUGUGGCUGUUUGAACCAAUAUCCCCAGUACAAAUAAAUGUUGGAUUAA
Dendroctonus ponderosae (mountain pine beetle) is the source of this 1140-nucleotide messenger RNA. Its product is annotated as L-xylulose reductase. The coding region runs from base 371 to 1105 and encodes 244 amino acids. Gene Ontology annotation, molecular function: carbonyl reductase (NADPH) activity; L-xylulose reductase (NADPH) activity. The transcript is spliced from 5 exons. The record is from RefSeq and is a predicted model, not a curated record. Gene Ontology annotation, biological process: xylulose metabolic process; glucose metabolic process. Lineage: Eukaryota; Metazoa; Arthropoda; Insecta; Coleoptera; Curculionidae.